AUGGCUGAUCCACUCUCUAUCGCGUCAGGGAUUGCUGGGCUGCUUUCAUUCGGCAUUCAAGUCACCCAAUCUUUGGUCAAUUUUUACACUACCUACAAGGACCAAGACGUCGAUCUAGCAAAGGUUACGCAGAAUCUCGACAACCUUCAGAGCAUCUUUCGAGCCCUUGAUGUUGCAGUAGAGGGACGCCGAUCGCAGGCCGACAGCCAAGAUCUUCUCCGGGAAGUCGAAAAGGCUGUCCAGAAAUGCGAGGAGAUCAUCUCCGAGCUGCAGAGCGAGUGUGAGAGAUUCCACAAGGAUGCGGCCGCGGCCGCGGGUUUAAAGGAUCGCGUUAAGGCUGCUGGGCGUCGCGCGGCCUAUCCAUUUCGGAAAAGUACUCUGCAGAAGCUCGAAGAAGACAUCAAUGACAUACGCGAAAAUCUUUCGUUUGCACUCGACGUCCUGCAGCUAAAGAGCCAGAGUCAGAUUCAAGAUGGGAUAUCAGAGGUCAUUUCACUUGUCGAGCGAAUAAAUGCUAGUCAAAUCUCUCUCACGAUUCGUUGCUGGCUUAUGGCGCCUGAUGCCUCUCUUAACCACAACGCUACGUUAGCGAAAUGGCAUCCAAGCACAGGUCUUUGGUUCAUCAAUGGCCAUCGAUUCCGGAUGUGGCUAGAAGAAUGCAACUCCUUCAUAUGGCUAAAUGGCUUUGCAGGAUGUGGCAAGUCGGUCCUUUGCUCAACCACAAUUCUACAUACGUUUCGUCAGAUGAGCCAUAAAUAUGGAGUCGGAAUCGCGUUUUUCUACUUUUCUUUUACCGAAGAGGCAAAGCAAGAUGAUAAAGGUAUGCUACGCACGUUGCUAUUACAGCUAUCUGUACAGCAACAAAACGGCGAAAGAGAGCUGGAGCAAUUACAUGCAUUAUAUGAAUCCGGAUCUCCCCCAGUGCAUGCGCUGCUUGAGUCACUACGGCGCCUCCUUGAUAGAUUCCGCUAUACUUAUAUUCUACUUGACGCAUUAGACGAGAGCCCUCGAGACUGUAAAAGGGAAGGUGUCUUAGAAGCGAUACAAGUGAUACGCAGUUGGUCGAUACCUAGUGUCCAUCUUUUGGUCACAAGUCGGAGCGAGCUGGAUAUCCGUGAAUCAUUAGAUCCUUCCCCUGAUCAAGAUCUUACAUUAAGGAAUUCGGAAACCGAUAGAGAUAUAGCAAACUUUGUCUCUUAUCGGCUUAAGGACGACGCGAAACUCCAGAGGUGGAAAUCGCGUCACGAAGAUAUUGAAAAGAAAUUGACAACAGGUGCACAAGGAGUGUUCAGAUACGUCGAAUGUCAGUUCAACGCUCUUCGGCGGGUGAAAAACGUGGAUCAGCUUGAUAAAUGCCUGCGCACGUUGCCUCGUGAUCUCGAUGAAACAUACGAGCGGAUCUUAUGCAGUAUCCACGAUGACUACGUUGAGGAUGUGCGGCGGGUCUUAGCUGUGCUUUGUAUCUCCACUAGACCGCUCACUGUUAAUGAGCUGAUCGACGCACACGCUGUUGACUUAAGUGAUCCGCCACACCUUCGUCGCGAUGGCCGUUCGUACGACCAAGAUGAUCUGAUCGACAUCUGCCUUGGGCUUAUCGAGAUCGUGGCCACGGAAGACGAUAACGAGCAAAAAGCCUUGACUGCUCGCAUAGCACAUUUCUCCGUUCAGGAAUAUCUUCAAUCGGACCGCAUCUUGCAACAAAAAGCAAAUUGCUUCGCCAUUCGAAGUGCGCCUGCAAAUACAGAAAUAGCCCGUGUCUGUCUCGUCUACCUUAUGGAGCCAUCUCUCUCUGGUGACUUACUAGAUGAGUCCAAGCUCAAAGAAUUCCCACUUGCUCUUUUUGCCGCUAUGAAUUGGUACCAUCACUAUGCAAACUCAAUUAAGGAGAUGCCCGAAACUGAGCAGCUUGUGGCUAGGCUAUUUCAAGACAAGACAAAGUCUUUCGCGACCUGGAUACGAUUACAUGACAUAGACCGGCGCGGAGCGCCACACGGUUUACAUCGUCCCAUUGCUACAAUGGCAGCACCUCUGUACUACGCGGCCUUACUAGGAUUAGCGUCUGUCCUGAACGGUAUCUUGCCGGUUGAAACCAAGGAAUUAAAACUAUCAGAAAUCGUGAAUGCUCAAGGUGGGCGACUUGGCAAUGCCCUCCAGGCCGCAUCAUGGGGGGGCCAUGAGAAGGUGGUACAGAUGCUGCUAGAUCAAGGAGCCGAUAUUAACGCCCAGGGCGGAGAAUAUGGCAAUGCUCUCCAGGCUGCAUCAUCAGGAGGCCAUGAGAAGGUGGUACAGAUGCUGCUAGAUCAAGGAGCCGAUAUCAACGCGCAGGGUGGAUUUUAUGGUUAUGCUCUCCAGGCUGCAUCAUGGGGGGGCCAUGAGAAGGUGGUACAGAUGCUGCUAGAUCAAGGAGCCGAUAUCAACGCGCAGGGUGGAUUUUAUGGUUAUGCUCUCCAGGCUGCAUCAUCAGGAGGCCAUGAGAAGGUGGUACAGAUGCUACUCGAUCAAGGCGCCGAUGUCAACGCCCAGGGCGGAGAUUAUGGUUAUGCUCUCCAGGCUGCAUCGUCAGGAGGCCAUGAGAAGGUGGUACAGAUGCUGCUAGAUCAAGGAGCCGAUAUCAACGCGCAGGGUGGAUUUUAUGGUUAUGCUCUCCAGGCUGCAUCAUGGGGGGGCCAUGAGAAGGUGGUACAGAUGCUGCUAGAUCAAGGAGCCGAUAUCAACGCCCAGGGUGGGCGAUUUGGCAAUGCCCUCCAGGCCGCAUUAUAUAGAGACCAUGAGAAGAUAGUGCCGAUGCUACUCGAUCAAGGCGCCGAUGUCAACGCCCAGGGCGGAGAUUAUGGUUAUGCUCUCCAGGCUGCAUCAUUACGAGGCCAUGAGAAGGCGGUGCAGAUGCUGCUAGAUCGAGGCGCCGAUGUCAACGCCCAGGGUGGAUUUUAUAACAAUGCCCUCCAGGCCGCAUCAUAUGGAAGCCAUAGGAAGGUGGUGCAGAUGCUGCUAGAUCAAGGAGCCGAUACUAACGCCCAGGGUGGGCGAUUUGGCAAUGCCCUCCAGGCCGCAUUAUAUAAAGGCCAUGAGAAGGUGGUACAGAUGCUACUCGAUCAAGGCGCUGAUGUCAACGCCCAGGGCGGAGAUUAUGGUUAUGCUCUCCAGGCUGCAUCAUUACGAGGCCAUGAGAAGGCGGUGCAGAUGCUGCUAGAUCGAGGCGCCGAUAUCAACGCCCAGGGUGGAUUUUAUGACAAUGCCCUCCAGGCCGCAUCAUAUGGAAGCCAUAGGAAGGUGGUGCAGAUGCUGCUAGAUCAAGGAGCCGAUAUUAACGCCCAGGGCGGAGAAUAUGGCAAUGCUCUCCAGGCUGCAUCAUAUGGAGGUCAUGAGAAGGUGGUGCAAAUGCUGAUGGACAGAGGAGCUGGUCCAGAUGUUAGAGAUUCUACAUAUGGGCACACGCCACUGUCGCUGGCAGCAAUGGAAGGGCACGAUAAUAUCGUCAAACUGUUGCUCGGUGCCAAGAAAAUUGUGGCCAAUGUGAAAGAUAACUGUGGUCGGACACCGCUGUAUUUUGCAGCCUGGCGCGGACGUGACACUGUUGCAAAGACAAUUCUCGUCUUUGGUUCUGUUGAUCCGGACCAGGGAGAUCAUUAUGGCUCAACGCCGCUAUCAAUAGCUGUACGAAACGGUCAUAUGGAGGUGGUAAAAAUGUUACUGGCUACGGGUAUCGUCUCUUGUGACUCUCACGAUUGUUUUGGACGGUCUGUGUUCUGGUGGGCUAAAAGGAAUGGGAACACGAACAUUGCGAAAAUGUUGACUGACUAUUCCAAGAAGCGGGGAAUACCAUUGUGUGAUGAAUAUGUUGAUGUGCGAGCAACACAUACUAUCGAUGUGGAAUUUGCAACGGAGGGGAUUUUGAUAUUUGUACGGAAUGCUAUGAGCUUGGAGGGCGUUGUUUGCAAAGCGGCCAUCGCAUGA
Penicillium longicatenatum is the source of this 3954-nucleotide messenger RNA. RefSeq names its product NACHT nucleoside triphosphatase. Bases 1 to 3954 code for a protein of 1317 amino acids. The transcript is spliced from 3 exons. Gene Ontology annotation, molecular function: protein binding. The record is from RefSeq and is a predicted model, not a curated record. NCBI's taxonomy places the organism in Eukaryota, Fungi, Ascomycota, Eurotiomycetes, Eurotiales, Aspergillaceae.